Messenger RNA from Podospora pseudopauciseta, 2385 nucleotides. RefSeq lists its product as uncharacterized. Gene Ontology annotation, biological process: phosphorelay signal transduction system; phosphorylation. The transcript has a single exon. Bases 1 to 2385 code for a protein of 794 amino acids. Gene Ontology annotation, molecular function: phosphorelay sensor kinase activity. The record is from RefSeq and is a predicted model, not a curated record. NCBI's taxonomy places the organism in Eukaryota, Fungi, Ascomycota, Sordariomycetes, Sordariales, Podosporaceae.
AUGGCCGACUUUGCUGGUGGAGGGACUGCCCCCGUCCAUCCAGACCUAGGUCUUCUUUUUGAUCUCUCGCCUCUGCCUUCGCUCCUCCUUUCGCCCUCGUGGCGCAUCACCAGAGCCUCCGCGCGCUUUCUCGAAGAAUGGAACUCCUCCCCCGAGGCCUGCGUUGGCCAAGAACUGCUGGCCUUUGUGCAGAACCAACUCUCUCCAUCCCCCGUCCACCUCAAGUUUCUCACCACGGCCAUCGACGAUGCGAUUGCCUUGCGCGCAGAACGAACCUCGAUGCUGAUCAACACGAGGCGCUCCGUUUCCUGGAGGGCACGUGUGAUACCGUAUUUCAAGGGCGAUGAGCUUUUGGCCAUUGUCACGGAGUGGCAGAAGAACUUGUCCACAGACGACGAGGUCCAACCCGGCCUCUCCACCGAUGAAGCUUUCCGCAUCCUUGUUCAGGCAGUCAAGGAUUAUGCGAUAUUUCUACUUGAUACCACAGGCCACAUCGCGACGUGGAACACGGGCGCUGAACUCCUGAAGGGCUACCGACGGGAUGAAAUCGUCGGCAAGCACUUUUCUGUUUUUUACGGCAAGGAGGAUCUGGACAUCAAGAAGCCAGAGAUGGAGUUGGAGAUCUGCAUGCGCGAUGGCAGAGUGGAAGACGAGGGGUGGCGCUACAGAAAAGACGGCAGUCGGUUCUGGGCCAACGUCGUUAUCACGGCCGUGUACAAAAACGGCGUUCAUGUGGGCUUUGGAAAAGUGACACGAGACUUGACGGAGCGCAAGUCAGCCGAGUCUCGACUAAUUGCUGCCUACGAGGAGAGUGAGAAGCUCAAAUCCGACUUUCUGGCCAACAUGAGCCACGAGAUUCGCACCCCCAUGCACGGCAUGCUCUCGGCAUGCGCCUUGCUUCUGGACACAGGCCUCUCGUCGCGGCAGCGCGACAUUGUCGGCAUCAUGGACGAGUCAGGACAGGUGCUACUGCAGGUUAUCAAUGACAUCCUCGACUAUUCCAAAUUGGCAUCUGGGAGCUUUUCCAUUCACUCGGACAUUGUCGGCAUCACGAGCAUUGUCACCUCAGUAUUACGAAGCGUGCAGACGACAUUGCCCCCAUCUGUGCAUUUCGAAAUGUUUCUGGCGCCAGACCUCCCCAGGUCGGUGCAAGGCGACCCUCUGAGAUACCGACAGAUACUGCACAACAUUGUUGGAAAUGCCGCCAAGUUUACAGAAAAGGGCAGCAUUCGGGUCAGGGCCGGCGUGCAGCGAGAGGACCACGACAGCUAUAUAAUCAUGACCGAGGUGACAGACACCGGCAUUGGUAUCCGCGAGGCUGCCGCUGCAAGCCUUUUCACGCCUUUCACCCAGUUCGAUGCAACCACAACAAAACAGUACAAGGGCACUGGACUCGGUCUGUCCAUCGCCAAGUCAUUGGCCGAGUUGAUGGGGGGGAGCAUCGGGUAUCGCCCCAACCCCGAACGGCACGGCAGUAUAUUUUGGUUUACGGCGCGGUUCAAAAAGAUCAAGAGCCUUGAGCAAAUUCAAGACUGGAAGAGCAGGUUGGUCCGGAAGGGCGGUACAAUUCUGGCCAUGCCCGAGGCAGACGUGGUUAGCUUGCGACAAAAGCUGGCAGAGGUGGCUCCCAUCAAGAGUCUACUGCUGGUGGAAGACAAUGUGAUCAACCAGAAGGUUAUGCUUGGUCUCCUGAGGUCUCUCGGCUUCAAGAACACUGCGCUCGCCUCCAAUGGGUCCGAGGCGGUGAAUAUGGUGCGGAGCAAGCCCGCGGCCUACGACAUCGUCCUCAUGGACAUCAACAUGCCCAUUAUGGAUGGCCAUCAAGCUUCCAAGGCGAUACGGGAAGCAGACAUCCGGGUGCCCAUCAUCGCCAUGACGGCAUACGCACUCAAGGGUGAUAGGGAACGCUGCCUUGAGCACGGCAUGAACGACUAUAUCCCCAAGCCGGUCGACAAGAAGUAUCUCAUCAAGGUUCUAGCAAAGUGGCUCCUACAAAUGAAGGACUACAGGAAGAUCUUUGACGAACAAAUGAACAAGCUACGAAGCUACGAAUCUUUGACUCCGGGUGCGAAGGGCCAUGUUGCCGAUCGUCUGCAGAAACUUUCAUUAACUGUCCAGGGCGAAGAAGGCGAAGGAGGCGGAGCCGCCACACCGUCUGAUCGGUCGGUGGAAAACAAAGACCAAUCUGAUUCCCAUGGAGCACAGUCGUCAGACGACACCAUCAAUGUGGUCAAGCCUACCUCACAAGAGGAGAACCAGCACACCAGCAGUGUGGUAUCUUCACCACGUUUCGAGCCACUUUUGCCGCCAGUUCAGCUCGAAAUGCUGGACUCCACCCAGGACAUUGGCCUUAUGGUGACUGGAGACAUCGCGCCAAACGCUUGA